AUGAAAAUCCGUCUUUCAUUAGUUCAUCGUCCACAUGCACUAACUAUCCCUGAUAAAAAUAAUUAUCAAGGAUACAUAGAAUCUAUCACACACAAAGAACUGAAUCUAUAUAUUAUUAAACGAACGAUUCUAAUGUUUGGAAAGUUUUUGUUCUUUGACUUUUUGAUAGAAUUCUUGCUUGAUAAUGAACCAGAAAUUCCAGAAAGGCUUUAUAUAUUACGAAUUUUUGAUUAUUUUGUAACUGGACAUCAGAUUAUAUCAUUAUACAACUUCUUUUAUUGCAAUGUUUAUUUGCUUCUUACAUAUGUUACCUUUUCUUUCGGGUGGGAUGUCCAGAUAAUUUUAUUUGGUAUAAUUUUAAAUCCUUUAUUAUUUAUAAAAAAUAAUGGGAAACAAAGUGAAGAAAACAAAUCAUAUAUAACACGUAUUAAAGAAUGGUUAAUUCUUACGACAUAUAUAACACGUAUUAAAGAAUGGUUAAUUCUUACGAUAUUCCAUACAAAACCCCUGGUCGAUAAACCAUUUUUAUCAACAAGCCCUAGAGAUUUUUGGUCAAAUCGAUGGCAUUCUAUAUAUCGAGAAUGUUUUCGUGAACUUUUCUAUUAUCCUGUUCGAAAUUUUUUUAAAUUCAAUAGGAAUAUUGGGUAUAUUCUCGGAAUACUUUUGGUUUAUUUUAUUAGUGGAAUUCUUCAUGAUUAUAUAUAUUUCAUCUCUUUUGCUUAUGCCGAAAGUUAUUCUACAGGAAGAGGGAGGAACGUUAAAGAUAGUUUGACAGUUAAGAUUUUUAAAAUUGUAAUAUUUUUAUCAGUUUUAUCAUUGACCGCUCCAUGGAAUGCAGAACCUCUUAUUCGUGUAAGGUAUAUUGAAGCUAAUAAUACCACAAGAAUAUUUUCAAAAUUAGUAGAAAGGUACGAAAAUUGGAAAAUGUAG
Dentiscutata erythropus is the source of this 930-nucleotide messenger RNA. The record is from the annotation of a GenBank genome assembly. NCBI's taxonomy places the organism in Eukaryota, Fungi, Glomeromycota, Glomeromycetes, Diversisporales, Gigasporaceae.